Podarcis lilfordi (Lilford's wall lizard) is the source of this 9448-nucleotide messenger RNA. NCBI's taxonomy places the organism in Eukaryota, Metazoa, Chordata, Lepidosauria, Squamata, Lacertidae. The record is from the annotation of a GenBank genome assembly.
CAAAAAACGAGGUGCGCCCUAUGGGCCAGUGCGCCCUAUAGGGCGAAAAAUACAGUAACUUUGUGUAGAAAUAAGUCCUACUGUUGUCAGUGGAGUUUAUUGUUUACAGUUGCAGCCUUAAUCUCCCUUUUUAGAACUCCGUACCUCUUUACACAUACAGACUAGGUUCAAAAAUAAUGGCUAAUUGUGGUUUAUCCAUCAGGUCUGAACCUUGUGUUUGCUUGUCACGUCAUCCCUGGAGGUUUUGGAUUUCUGAAAAUUUUUUGAUUCAGAAUUAGUGCCCUAAGGCAAUAGAGAUCUAAUUUAGCAUGUUUUUACUUAUUUUUAGUGAAAAUAAAUCUCCAGAUGUUUUGUGCUACAACUUCCAUCACUUCCAGCCAGCACAUUCUUUAAAGAAUUCACCACCCUGAGCUGGUAUUUGGCUACAUAUUGCAAAGUUGAUGACUGGUUUGCUUUUAGCUAUUUAGAGACAUGAAAGGGCUGUUUAGCCACAGCUGAGCAGGAGCAGAAUGGGUGUUCUGAGGAAAUGGUGCCAGAGGAAAAUGUGCCCAGCCUUAACUUUGAGCCAUGAAAUGCACGAGUGUGUGUGUUAAUUAUGAGAAUGAGCAUGUCUGCAUGAAAGCAUUUUUCUUCUGGCCCCCACCCCUUUUUCUAAUAGGCCUCAAGCAAACACCGCAGGACAGCGGUAUGAUCUUUUGCCAGAAGAAAUAGCUUGGAAGCAAAAGAUGGCAGGUGCUUCAUAAGACAAUGAUGACAAGCUGUCAUCAUAGCCUUGCCCCAGAUGAUCUUGGGGCAAGCUCACUGUGGAAAUAGCCAAGGCUUCAGGCCAUUUCAUUGGACGUGAAACAAAGUAAACUGGGCCAGUGCUGGUGAGCUGCUCCACUGACUCUACAAGUAGAGAUUCUUUCUAUGGGCCUUUGGAUUCUAUUUUCUAGUUUCUCUUUAUUCCUGUUCUCCACCUAUCAUAGGUAUGUGCCCACUUCGCUACUUGCAUUUACUGACAUGGAUGAUUCUCCUCUGCUUCCUCCCAGGAGGCUGUGGUGCAACUUGAAAACUGCCAGCACCUGCAAGUGCCUCAUUUGAAUGUGUGCUAGCUCCUAUCACACUCCCAUCUCACACUCCCAUCUUAAAACUUGACCAGCUGCAGACAAGGAUGGCUUGAGAGAAACAACCUUUAUUCUCUCUUCCCCACCUUCUGCAAAAAAACCUUGGUUUUUAAAAAAAAUCUAGCCUGAUCAUUCUCGGUGUCAAUGGCCAUGCUGCCAUCUUAAAAUGGGACGAUCCAGUUUCCCAAAUGGUUGAAAUCGCAAAGUUGUCUCCUACUUCCUCUUCCUUCAGAGUCCUCAAAAAGACACCUUUGCUUGACAUGCAGUACUAAAAUAUAUUUAUAUUUGAUAAUUAAUCACAUCAAGUAACAUUUUCCUGUUUCUGACCAUAUUAAUUCUGCAGAGGUUCGGAAGGUGACAGGUCUGAAUGGCAGGUUCUCUCCAGGAGCAGAUGUCUCAGACCUCUGGGCAGGCUGGCACUCUUCUCUACUUGUUUUCACUUCCUUCCCUCCCCCCACCCCAAAUGAGAGAGAUGUCUGGCCCAUACCAAGGGCGGCUGCCAAAAUGCAAAGGUCUCACACAAAGCCCCCAAUUGUGUUCCCCAUGAAUGUGUUAGCUGUCUCACAAGGAAGGACAGCGAAAGCAUCACCGUGCCCAGGACAGCAUCUUUCUGCAGCCUCUGUUCCCUCCCACCAUUUAGAGCAUCUAACGUUUCACCACCACGUGGCUCCUUCUCCAAGUCAAGGUGCCAGGGUGGGCAGUAAAAUGGGGCAUGUUCUCAGGUUUCAAACCGGAUUCCGAGGGAUUUGAUAAUGCACAAGCUCUAUACUGUCAGAAGGCAGAGUCAGAGGAGCAAAGAGGGCAUCAAGAAUGGAGGAACAGACUGUGGCCCACAUCACCCCCUGUCCUGUAAGUACCCUGCCGCCUUUUCUUUCCCCACAACCCAGCACCUGUCCCUUGAUGGGUUCCUGAUCUGUUUCUCUUGGGAUUUUUCCUUUUAAAGGAGUGGAGUGAUGCACAGUCACACAGGAAAACUUGCAAAUGGAUUGUGUCCCACAUUAUUGGGACGCCUGGAGUUCUCAACUUGGGCACCAAAAUACUCAGGGCGUCUUGGGAUCAGGGUAGAAGUGAGAGAACGAUACAGGUUGAGAAAGGGAAUUGAGAGAAUGCUCUGAUCCAAAUCCUUUCAUUGCCCCAGGACAGGGGUACCCGAUGUGAUGCUCUCGAGAUGUUGAGCCCCCAAUUCCCAUCAGCCCCAGCCAGCAAUACCAGUAGUCUAAGGUAGUGUGGUUUGUGGUCCCACAACAUCACAAGGGCACCAUGUCGGCUGUUCCUACCCCAGGACUAUUGAUGCAGAUCUUGGUGUUCCUGGAGAUUGAAGGUACUCCGUAAGCAAGAAUGAUCAAACUUAGUGAAAUCUUUCAUAACCUUAGGGAAAUUAUAUAUGUUAUAGGAAGUCUUACCAUCAACAUUAAACUAAUACUUUGUCAGGCAGCUGCCCUCCAGAUGUAUUGUACUAUAAGCCCCAGCCAGCACAGGUCCAAAACAUCAAACUACAAGGUUGGGGAAGACUGUUUUAUACUUUAUAUUCUGAAUCUCUUGCAUUUACUUAGGCAAAGUACAAUAUUAAACAUUUUAGUUUAAAAGCCUGCCUAAAUAUCUUAUACUGCAAUCCUUUACUUUGGAGUAAAUUCCUCUGAACACAGUGGGACCUGUUUUUGAGCAAGCCUGCAUAGGAUUGCUGUCUUAAUUUCAGUUCUGUGCACUAAAGAUUUUAAAUCAAGCCAGACUUCUCCAAAAACUGAUAACUACACUGCUUGAGAUCCCUAUGCUUUUGCAGAGUAACAACUUGAACACCAAAAUAAUACAAAGACUUAGAUACCAAGGGAAAGAGGAAGAUGUAUGAUCCAUGGAAUCCCUGUGGAUCAUGACAAAAAACAUUUUGAAUACCUUGUAUUACCUGACUUUACAUAGUCCACAGCUUUCAGAAAACCAGGGAUCACUCAUCCAGCAAUGGGAUGAGAAUGAGUUAAUUUCCAUGUCAACAAAACAUUAUUAUUAUUAAUAAUAAUAAUUUAUUAUUAAUUACCUGCCCUUAGGUUCCAGGGCAGGUUACAACCAUAUAAACUGGGUAGGCAAGCCCUGAGCUGCUUAUAUCGCAUAACUACACCUUCUGUAACCAUCAAGUACAUCCAUGUUUGCAUUUUUGUCAUGCCAUUUUAUUGUACUUCAUUUUCUUAACCAGAAUAGGAAAGGGUUGGAGUCCUUCAAAUGAAGGUUGCAUGUGGUGUUUCCCACUAAUACUUUUGAUGUUCAACUUAUUGGUUUCUGUUUGACUGAUGGGCUUAUCUUGGCUCUUAGGAGAGAGCCUUGCCGGCAGAAUCCAAAAGCCCUUCCAGGACAUUUUGGGUUGUUCUUUCUGUCAUUUUAAUCUGUGGAAUCAUCUGCAUUGCUGUGGCAGCAACUCUCAGCUUCGCAAAAACAUCUCCCAAGGUAAGGAGAUUCUCUUACCCGGGGAACGCAAUACUCUGUUCACCAUCCAAUUUUGCCUGCAAGGAGUGGCUGAAACUGUUCAUCAGUUAUCAGCAAAAUAAGGUUGCAGUCCUCUAUACCAGCCUUCCCCAACAGUGCAACCAACCAGCCCACUCCACCACCCCACCGAUGCUUUGGACUACAACUCCCAUGAGCUGUUUACAGCUGGAGGGAGAAGGCUGUUCAGCAUGCUGGGCUGGGAGUAUGUCCCAUUGAACUCAAUGGGACUUGAUUUGAUUUAUUAGGUUUGUUUAUUGCUUUAUAUUAUUACCACUGGAAAACUCUUUAUCUGUAUCCCCUUCCCUGUAUUCUUGCAAUGAUUUAUGUACGAACAAGUAUGUGUUGCACAUGGGAGAGCAUUUUCUUUCAUCUGCCCUGCGCGUUGCAUCAGCAACAUGUUCUUCUGUUUUGAGAAGGAGUAAAUUACUCCUGUCGUCUCCCUUCUUGCACCAGUUGUGAUUUUGCAAACCUCCUUGCAAACACUCCAUUAAAACAUCUGUUUUCUAAGCUGAAGAGCUGAAAGACGUAAGUCUUCCUCUUUCUGGCUGUUGCCAUGACUAUCUUUAGCUGUUCUAGACGCACCCCCCCAAGAAAAGGACCAGGGAGGGGAGCACACAGACUCUUGCUGCAGCCCAUAGACCAGGCAGUUUCUCCCACCCCCACCCCCAACCAGUUUUAACACUGCAUAUCUUCAUAGCCUCUUUUGCAGGUUGUCCGGUUAAACUUCCAGAACCGACCAGGGUCCCGGAUGAACCAGUCGGCUUUCAUGGACAAGUCCAAGAACACAGUUACUUAUUGCAUAACUUCCCCAAGUAACCAAACAACGUCAGUCUUGUUUGACAACAAGAAUGUGAGUGUCCUGGUGGUCCUUGCCUUUCCAAAUUGUGAGGAAGGGGAUGGGGGAAGGGUGCACAAUGCUGAGAAAUUGCCGGUGCAGCCACAAAGCCCACCAAAGCCGUGAAGCUGGCGGGUGCUCCUGGCCAAGCCACUUGAAUGGGAAAUCCUCAUGGCCUGUCUGCCUCCCAGGAUUUUUGUGAUGGUAAAAGAAGCAAUAUUUGUGGCAUUCCUUUAUCCUCUUCAAGUGCCACAGAAUUUUUUUAUCAGCAGGUUAUAUAUAAAUAUAGGGGAAGCUGAUGCAGUUUCCUGGCAUGCAAAGGAGCGUGGUGGAGCACUGAGGAGCCGGUGUUAGAAAUAGUAAAGUGAUCUAUGUCUGAGCAAGCCGCCUCUUGCCCUCCUGCUGCUCAAGUGGCUCAAUGAAAUGAGCAUCCCUCUGGAUGUGCAGGAGGCCCCCAGAACGUGUGGGUUUCAGUGUAACUACAGAAAUUUCAGCCACUCUGAGCAGUGUUGGACAUGCAGGCCCCUAGAACACACACACACACACACACACACACACACACACACACAGCAGGGUUCAUCCCAGGAAUCUUUGAUAGAAUAAAAUGCCCAGGGGCAUGUGCAGAGUGCAUUUUCCUCUGCACACAGCCAUAAGACCCUAAGCAUGUACGUAUUUACACACACAAAAUCAGUAUUGGAAGUCAAAACCUCCAGUUGAGGAAAGAUGUGGCUUCCAGAUCAGAAACCUCUGCAUCUUUCUCUCUGCAAAUGAAACACAAUGGAGCAACUCUCAGAGCCUGUGCCUGAAAGAAGUUCAGGAAAAACAACUAUGAGAAUGUAUUGCAGGGGUGGCUAACCCACAGCCCUUCAGGUGAUGCUAGGCCACAGCACCCAUCAUCUCUGCCUGCCGGCAAUGCUGGGACUGGGAGUCCAGCAUCUCUCACGGGCCACGUAUUAGCUCCCCCAAGUGCAUUGCUGGUGCUACAGGAGGCAGAGAGGACAGUACUAUGUUCACUUAGUGGAUCAAGCAACCUGCCAACAAACAAAACAGGCUUAUCUAGUUUCUUCUGUUCAGGGCUACGUCUGCUACAAGCCCUCAGAGCAGAACAAUUGCUACCUGCGGAUGAUGGAUGACCGAGACCGAGACACUGUCCAGAUGUCCUUCAACCUAUCAGAACACAGGGUAAGCACAGAAUGCUGAAGCAGCCUCCAUAGAAUCCAGAUUCUCUAUAGUCUAUUGUCUAUUUUCUUAGUUUAAAUGAAUUUUGAAGAAGCAUCACCUGGAAAGCCAGGAAUAUUUCAUCUCCCACAAGAGGUGAUGAAAGACACUAACUUAGGCUUUAAAAGGGGAAUUAUUUGUUCCCUUUAGGAUGCAUCUUAAUCAGGAGUGCCUAACCUCUGGCCCUCCAGAUCUUCCUGGACUCCAGCUCCUGUCAUCAUCCCUGACUGCUAGCCAGCUACUGAAUCUGAAAACCCAACAGCAACUGGAGGGCCACAGGUUCUAGAAUUGUAGAUUUCAAAGGGACCCCUUGAGUCAUCUAGUCCAACCCCUGCAAUGCAGGAAUCCUUCCCACAGCUGUCUCUGGGUGGGUUCAAAACACCAACCUUCUGGUCAACAGCAAAAUGUCUUUGUCUAGCCCUGUUGGGCAUUCAGAACAUACGAUGUCACUUCUGCAUGAGGCUAGUGGCCCAUCUAGUCCAGCAUCUUGUUCUCACAGUGGCCAACUAGAUGUCCUUUCCAGCAGCUCAUUUUCAGAAGCAUUGCUGCUUCUGAGCAAGGUAUCAGAGCGUACCCAUUGUGACUAGUAGCCAUGGAUUGCCUUUUCCUCCUCCCUCAAUGUGUCCAAUCCUCUUUUAAGGCCAUCCAAGUUGGUGGCCAUCAUUACCUCCUGUGGGCGUGAGUUCCAUAGGUUAACUGCAUGAAGAAGAGCUGUCCUUCAUAUUAUCCUUCCUGAAUCUUCCAACAUUCAGCUUCAAUGGAUGCCCAUGAGUUCUAGUGUUAUGAGAGAGGGAGAAAAACUAUUCUCUCUGUGCCUUCUAAGCCAAGAUGAGUGGGUUACUCCUAUCCAUUUCCUUUAAGUAAAAGGAAAAGGAGACGAAAAUGUAACAUAGUGGCGGGUGAGGGGGCCGGAGACAAGGAGAGGAAACCCUCUUUCCAGCUCGUGGGCAAUUGAAGCCAAGGAAACAAAGGUGCUUUUGUCAGUGAUUCCACAGCAGCAUAAGUCUGAGUAAUGAUGCAUAAGAGUCCUCCAGACAAAAUGUUAAUGGCUUCAGGUGAGGGGCGAGGGCAGAGGUUUGAUUUCGGAAAGACAGAGGCCCCUGUUCUGCCGGGAACGUCAGGACAAAGCUCAGUGGGGUUGGUUUACCGCCCCCACUUCCAUUUAGCAGGGAGGCAGCGCUCCUGGCCAGCUCUGCCAACGCUCCCCCAGAACUUUGGAAGAAAGUAAAUGGGGAGGAAUGUGAGACACCCGGCAACCUUGUUAAUGAAAGACUGUUUUGAAAAGGUCUGGUUCCCAUAUGUCAGCUGUGUAAACAGAAGUGAUGUUAGGGACCUUGGGGUGAAGGGCAGGAAAUAAAUCUUUAAAAUAUACAAUUUCUUCAUGCAGCACGAAGUUAAACUAUAGAACUCACUCCCGCAGGAGGCAGUGGCAGCCACCAACCUGGAUGGCUUUAAAAGAGAAUUAGAUAAUUCCAUGGAGAAAAGGGGGCUUUCAAUUAUGCUCUCUCUGCCUCCACAGUUGGAGACAGCAAUGCUUCUGAAUACUAGUUGCAGGAAACCACAGGAGGGGAGAGGGCUCUCGUGUUUGGAUCCUGCCUGCAGAUUUCCUGCAGGGCCAUCUAGUUGGCCACUGUGAAAACAGGAUGCUGAAUUAGAUGGGCCAUUGCUCUAAUCCAGCAGGCCCUUAUGUUGUAAUAAUAAGAUUGUUAACGUCAGACUUCCAGCCCCUCACACUUACUAAAGGAGAGGCUAUGCCAUGGAUAGUUGAAGGUGAUGCAUUCACUGUUUCAGUCACUUGCCACUUUUCUUUCUCAUAUGUGACUUAUGGGUGGAUGCAUGCAAUGCUCUGCAUGUUUUGUUGAGGUUGAACAAUGCCAUUUUAUUAUAAGACGAAUAAAAUAUUUACCAUUUUUUUAAAAAAAGGACAGGUUAGUGUGGCCUGGGGCAAUGGCAUAACUGCAGCUCCCCAGUCCCUGACCCCUUGGCAGAACUAGAUGCUGGUGUUCAUCUGUCCACACCAGCCUUCUCAAAGCUGGUGCCCUUCAAAUAAUAAUAAUGUACCCUGCACAUCUGACUGGGUUGCCUUAGCCAGAUGUUUUCGACUACAACUGCCAACAUCCCUAGCAAGCACUGCCGUGAUAUGAGCUGUAGACCAAAACCUUUGCAGGGCACCAGCUGGAGUGAAGGUUGGCUUAUACCAGCAUCUGUUCAGUGCUUCCUUUUGAUGGUCACUAAUGAAGGAUUAAGGAAUGCAGAGCCCUGACACUUGGUGCUUCUUGUUCCUGCCAAGGUGGAUCAGCUGCCGCUUCCCAACGACAGGACCCAGUACUACCGUGAGUUCCUGGGGAUCGUGCCAGGGAGGCAGGUGCGACCAGAAGAGGCAGGGGAGGCUGUCAGGUCCUUGUGUGGGCAGGCGCCCAUCUACUGGGUCAAGAAAAAAGACGGUGAGUGGCCUCCUGGACCCCAGCCCCUAACAGACGCAGCCAGCUGGGGAAGGGUCAUCGUAGCUCAGUGGUAGCCCAUCUGCCUUGCAUGCAAGAGGUCCCAGGAGGUUCAAUUGCCAGUGGCAUCUCUAGGUAAGUCUGGGAAACCCUGGACAGCAGCUGCCAGUCAGUGUAAAGAACACUGAGCUUCAUGGACUAAAGGUAUGACUGUAUAAGGCAGAAUCUCGCAGCAUGUUGUGAGGAUGAAAUAAAGAGGAGGAAGAGGCAUGUAAACCUCCUCAAGCGAAAGGUGGGAUAGCAAUAUAAUUAAUUCAAAAACUCCUGCCUCUCAGCAUGCCCCUACAUCAGCUAGGGUAAAUAAAAAUAAUCCCAAACCAGGUUGUAUUCUGAGGACCAUGUAGAAAGGUGGACAACAGGUAUCCAAUUAAGAGCUUUCAGGCUUGCAUUCAAUCUGCUGAGCAGAGCUCCAGUCCCUCAGAUUGAAUUCCCCUAGGAUGAGAAGUGCUAAACAAGCUGGGGUGUCUCCCACUGUCUUAAGAGCUCAGAGGUGGGGAGACACCCUUUCUGGAACACUGGAGCCUUUUGGUUUCUUGGAUGGGAGAUGUACAGCAGCAGAGCCCGAGAUCUACUUCUUGAAAUUUAAAUACGCAAAAUUAUUGAAAGUCGGUGGUUGCCUUUUUCCAGAUUCUGCAAGAGAGCUGCAUUAAUACGCGGCCUCCCGCUCCCCCCCAAAUAAUCAGUUUUAAUAGUAAACGCUCUGCAUUUGGAUGCCGUCCAUGCACUAACCACACCCGUCGCACACCUGUUCUCCUUGUAGGUCCUCCAAAGCAGCGGCUAAUCUACCUGUGCAUCGACAUCUGCUUUCCGAACAACAUCUGCGUCUCCAUCUGCUUCUACUACCUUCCCGAAUGAAUGGCCUGGACCACCCUCUGCACCUCUGCUCUUCUCUACUUGAAUACAAGGGCGAGGCUCUGCUGUCUCCGCCAAGCCCACGUUGCAAUUCAGGGCUCUGGAUUGGGCAAGAAGGGCUACAGGAACCUUCCCCAACCUGGUACUCUCUGGGUGCUUUGGACUACAAUUCCCAUCACCACAGCUGUGCUUCCUGGGUCUGAUGGGCUUGUAGUCCAACAGCACCUGAAGGGCACCAGGUUGAGGAAGCUUGAACUACAGCGACACUCAGUCAAGAUGGCAGUAUAUACAUAUGUGUGUGUGUGUAUAUAUACUGUAUGUAUAUGUAUACUCCUGCUUUAUUUACAAAGAGUGUUGCCCUUUCAGCUAUAAGCCUGUAAAUAAUUGUCUGUGGGGAGAAGAAACUGCGUGGUGUAGAUCCAGUUAAAAAUCUGAGUCAAACAAACAUUUUGUAAAUCAAAGUA